Owenia fusiformis is the source of this 2799-nucleotide messenger RNA. The record is from the annotation of a GenBank genome assembly. Lineage: Eukaryota; Metazoa; Annelida; Polychaeta; Sabellida; Oweniidae.
CUAAGAUCAAACUGCAUGAGGUCAAAAAAUUAAAUUAAGUGCACAUGAAAUCAAUACUCUGCAUAUAAAUUAUGUACAAAACUAUAAACAUAUACAAAGGUAUAGUGAGAUUGAAAAGGAAACCAAAGUAAUGUAAGUUUAAAGUUUUCUGCAUGAGAUUUGUUAAAUGUAGCAAUAAUUUUUUCAUCCAUGGCCUUUUUUCUGACAAUGUAAGGCAACAGAAAGAAUUUAAAUAGGACGACAAUGUCUAAUAAAUAUAUGCAAUUUGCAGAGAUUAAACACAGGAACUUGUAUGAACAAUAGCUGACAUCUACAACAACAGCUGACAUCUACAGCAGCCCAACUAGAAGAACAGUGGCAACCUGUUACCUAACCAUAUUUCUUUGAGAAAAUAAAGAGCAAAUAAAUACUAUUUGGACUCACUUUUUAUAUUAUUUGGCAAUACAAGUUCCUGUGAGAUUCGAGAACCACUUUUGAACUUGUACAUUUAACAAAUCUCUCGAUGUGUCUAAAUACUUCAAAAUUUCAUGUUGUUAGCAAUUUAUUCUCUAGCAUCUUGGCAAAACAAAGCACUUAAAUUGUUAACUUUUUCUUUAGAGACGGUAAACAUGUGAUUUGUUGUGAAAAACUUGCAACAUAGCACUUAAUUUUUAACUUUUUCUUUAGAGACAGUGAACAAGUGAUUUGCCAUACGCGUAGAAAAGCUUAAAGACAAGAUGCUUUAUGAGUUCCUUUUAGCCAGCACAGUGCUGUGUUUAACAUAUAACAUUUACAAGUACAUGGUCAAGAAAACCAUAAAACUUCCAGGACCCAGAGGCUUACCAAUCAUUGGAAACAUCCAUAGCUUCAUUUUGGGUGGGGGCCCAGUUUGGCAAGUCCAGAAAUGGGCAAAAGAAUAUGGCGAUGCAUUCAAAAUAAGCAUUCUUGGUGCAGAAAUUGUCAUUCUGAGUGAUUAUGAUAGUAUCUACGAUGCCUUGGUGGUAAGAUCAAAUGAUUUUGCUGGAAGGCCUUUCGAUAAAUCAUACGGAGUCAAGGAAUGGUUUAAUAGCAACAUAGCCACUAAUGACUUUACACCAACAUUUAGAACCUACAAGAAACUAGGAUUACGUGGACUAAAACAGCAUGGGGAUGGAAUCAGUAGAAUUGUGAACAUAUCCAAUGAAAACAUAAGCCAGACAGUAAAGGAGUUCAAAGAAGAAAAUGGUGAACCUUUCCAGCCUCACAUGAAACUUCAAAAUCUCUUAUGUCGGAUCAUUGUAUGUAUGCUGCUUGGUGAAAAUACGCCCUAUGAAGAAAAUGAUGGUGAAUUUGCUAGAAGAUGGUUAGAUGACCUCGAAGUAGCAACAAAUGGACCGUUUUUCUAUCUAUUAGAGAUGUUUCCAGUGACACGCUUCUUUGGCAACCCUGUUUAUCCGAAAAUGACUGAAUUGAUGGAAUGUCGUGAUAAACAUUUCACAGAGUGGAUUGAAAGAUUCAAACUUCAUAAACAGGAAAGUGGCGAGAGGACCCUUAUAGACGAGUUACUGAUCGCUAAGGAUGAAGGCACAAUAACAGAUGAUGGUAUUUUUGGAAUCAUGACUGAUACUUUCAGCGCAGGAGUUUUCACAACAUUUACAACUACAUCCGGAUUCCUACUCGCAAUGACGAACUAUCCAGAUAUCCAAAAUAACCUUCACAAGGAAAUUGAUUGUGUGAUUGGCAAAGAACAGCUACCGGAACUAUCAGAUCGUGAGAAGAUGCCAUAUAUGGAGGCAACGAUUCUUGAAACACUGCGAUAUAUGUCAAUAGUGGCAACAAACGUGCCACAUAAAACUACUUGUGAUACCCAUAUAGCUGGAUGUGAUAUCCCAAAGGGAACACAGGUUUGGAUGAACUUAUAUGGCAUGCACCAUGAUAAGCGUUACUUCAAACACAACCCAGAUUCCUUUGAUCCUACAAGAUUCCUUGAAUCUGACGGCAAUCUAGUUCCACAUGAAGAGAGGAAAGCAUUACUGGCAUUUGGAGCAGGUAGACGUGUCUGUAUGGGAGAAGUUCUAGCAAAAACCAGGAUGUUUCUCCUCUUUACACAGCUUUUACAAAACUUUCACUUUGAGCAUGCUGACCCUAAAAAUCCAGUCCUGUUUGAUAUGAGGAAAUUCAUAACUUCACCAACCCUUUUAUUGACACCAAAGUUCAAGAUAGUAGCAAAGCCUCGUUAGAAGUGGAACAUGCCGUGAUUUAAACUUUAGUAGCAAUGCCUUGUAAAAUUGUUUCAAGCCUAUCAAGAGCAUUGUGAGGUCUGGUAGUAAGUGCCAGUACCUGGAUCACAGGGAAAUGGAGAUAAACUGGGAGAAAGUCCCUGUUUACCCAACCCCUAUAACUGCUUUCAUUUUCUCUGAUUCAGAUUUAGGAAGUGGACAAAAAUUUAAUGUAUUCAUUAACUCACGUGUCUUUGUCGAUUUCCCGCAUUUGCUUCACGCAGUUCUCUUUCCCGUGAAGUGAUGUAUCAGCAAAUGCCAUUAUUUCAACAUUCUCCAUUUGCCAUGUGAAAAGCUUCGUUCUGAUUGGUGCAUUUCUGUAGAGUUGCAUCGAGCGUUUAAUGUACACCUCUGCAUUCUUUUUACGUAGUGAUGCAUAUAGUUCAUCCACCUUACUCGCUGAAAUAUCAUUAAAUUAAUAAUUCAAAUAAAACUGAACACCGAAAAAAAAGAAUUAUCUGUCACAUUAUUUUUAUAGGUUAUGCCUCAGUCACAUUUGAUCUACGACAACCAUACAGCAGCUGUAGCUUCCAAAAAUUAAUAGAAUUAUGCAGCAUAAAAC